Messenger RNA from Dothidotthia symphoricarpi CBS 119687, 489 nucleotides. RefSeq lists its product as uncharacterized. Bases 89 to 385 code for a protein of 98 amino acids. The transcript has a single exon. The record is from RefSeq and is a predicted model, not a curated record. Lineage: Eukaryota; Fungi; Ascomycota; Dothideomycetes; Pleosporales; Dothidotthiaceae.
CUCCACGAUCCUCUACACACGUCUGAUUUCUCCAAUCCAAUACAAAAUUGUAGCAUGCUCAUUGUGGAGCUCUGAUUAAAAGCGUAACAUGCAUGCUUUUGGACAUCUAUACUUGCUCGUAUCCUUAACAUAUCUAGACACCAUAAGCUCCGCAGAUCCACCGACCCAAUGCAAAAAGGACCAGCUGGGUCAACUCCCAUAUACUUUCACUUGGGAUCUUACCAUUCAGGACCGUAUCACUCAAGACUUUACCUUUCGAGAUCAUACCGCUGGGGGCUAUGUUGGUAUGACUAUCACUCGGAACAUGUCGAGAUGUUUUGGACCGGGAAUCUUUGACGUGAUUGUUGUUCGCAUAAAUUCUCGCAUAAAUUUCGUGUCCCAAUAAGGGAACUCUGCUAUCCUAAUUUCUAACGGCGUUUCUCAGAGCCCGAUAUUGAUAUUGCUUCGCUUCGCUACGCAAUAAACAACUGAGUGGAGAAGGAAUCUGAC